AUGUCUUUGUCAACGGCAAGGAGAUGAAAGGCAAGGUGAACGCCCUGGUGAACUUCACCUACCAGUACCUGAGUGCUCCCCUGCAGAUGACGGUGUGGGUGCCCCGCCUGCCCCUGCAGAUCGACAUCUCCGACACCGAGCUCAGCCAGAUCAAGGGCUGGAGAGUCCCUGUCGUCUCCAACAAAAGGCCGGCCAGGGACAGCGAUGACGAGGACGAGGAGGAGCGCAGGGGCCGGGGCUGCACCCUGCAGUACCAGCACGCCAUGGUCAGGGUGCUCACGCAGUUUGUGGCCGAGGACUCGGGGCCCUGGGGCCAGCUGAGCUACCUGCUGGGCUCAGACUGGCAGUUUGACAUCACUGACCUGGUCAGGGACUUCAUGAAGCUGGAGGAUCCUCACAUUGCCAGGCUGCAGGAGGGCAGGAUCCUGGUGGGCCGUGAAGUGGGGAUGACCACGAUGCAGGUUUUGUCUCCUCUGUCUGACUCCAUCCUGGCAGAGAAGACAGUGACAGUGCUGGAUGACAAAGUGACCAUCACAGACCUCGGGGUGCAGCUGGUGUCUGGGCUCUCUCUCUUCCUGCAGCCCAGUGCAGCCACCAGCAGGGCCAUUGUGGCCACAGCUGUUGCCCAGGAGCUGCUUCAUACUCCUAAGCAGGAGGCUGUGGUGAGCACCUGGAUCCAGUUCAGCGACAGCUCUGUCACCCCUCUGGACAUCUACGACCCCAAGGACUUCUCGCUGUCGGCCGUGUCGCUGGACCAGGGCGUGCUGUCGGUGCAGCCGGGCGCGGCGCCGCGCUGGCCCGUGGUGGCGGCCGAGGGCGAGGGCCAGGGCGCGCUGCUCAGGGUGGACAUGCUCAUCUCCGAGGCCUGCCAGAAGUCCAAGAGGAAGAGCGUGCUGGCCGUGGGCAGCGGCAGCGUGCGGGUCAAGUUCGGCCAGAACGACGCGGAGGCGGCGGCGGGCGGCGACUACGGCGAGGAGCUGGAGAACCGCGCCAGCGAGCGGCGGCAGCGGGGCUGGGAGCAGGAGCGCCAGGGCCACCAGGGCCACCAGGGCCACCGCGGCGAGGGGACCCUCGGCAGGGCCAGCACCACCGCCAGGCCCGUCCUCAGGAAUAAGGUGGUGAGGAACAACCGGCUGGACGGCCCGGACGACGGGCAGCUGCAGAACAUCCCCAUCGACUUCACCAACUUCCCUGCGCAGGUGGAGCUGCCCAGAGGAGGGCCUGGCGUGGAGGACGAGCUGGUGCAGUCCCCCCGGGGGCUCAGCGACCUGGAGAUCGGCAUGUACGCCCUGCUGGGCGUCUUCUGCCUGGCCAUCCUGGUGUUCCUCAUCAACUGCGCCGCCUUCGCGCUCCGGUACCGCCACAAGCAGGUGCUGGUGGAGGGCCAGAGCAGCAUGGCGCACUCGCACGACUGGGUGUGGCUGGGCACCGAGGCCGAGCCGGCCGAGGGCGCGGCCGAGCGCACCACGGCCAUCGACCGCGGCCUGCUGCUCAACGGCGGCGCCGCCCGCGGCCUGCAGGCCCGGGACAGCGCGGGCAGCGGGCCCGCGGAGCCCCCGCGCUCGCCCACCUCCAGGAGGAAGAGGGUGAAGUUCACCACCUUCACCACCAUCCCGCCCGACGACGGCUGCCCCACCGUCAACUCCAUCCUGGGCGGCAACGACGAUGACAUUCAGUGGGUGUGCCAGGACGUGGAGCUGGGGGACUCCCGAGAGAAGCGGAACCACGCGGGGAAGUUCAAGGACAAAGUGUAGCUCUCCCUGCCGGGGUUUCUCUGGGUUUAACCACACCUUGAUGCCUUCAGUUCUACAGCAUAUGUUAGGACGGGCGACAGGGAGGGGAGGGGGUCGCCAGCAGAAGUGAUGAGGCAGUUUUUAUAAUCAGGGAAAGAAAUUUGCCAAACUGUCCAUGGUUUGUUUUUGUUUUUCACUUUGUCCUGUUGGUUUUUUGUUGUUUGUUUUGUUUUUCCCCCCGUGGUUUUUCUGCUUCUCACGGAUUCAGGAAAUGGAAUACAAAUAGCAGAAAGGAACAGGGGAAUGCUGUGACCAACACGAUGAACUGGGCAAGAUGAGGUUGUGAAAAUUCAUUUUAUGGGUCAUACAAGUAAUAAUGGUAGUAAUAUCUCACAGUACCAAAAAUAGCUGUAAAAAGAAAUGAGGGAAUAUAAGAGCAUGAAAAGAAUAAGCAAGAGGCAAACAAUACCUGAUAAAACAUCACAGGUAUGGACGUGUGACCCACAAGGGGACUUCUCAUAUUGGUACUCGAGCUGUUUCUUUUCAUUCCCUCUUUGGAAAUGAAGAUGUGUCUUUGGCGUUACCUGUGAAGGAGGAAGAAAUUACCUGGUAUUCUCAUUUUCACUUUUCCAUUUGUCUUGUAAAUUGAAACAGAAUCAUUUUCCCUCUUGUAUUUUUCUUUUAAAUAUCUUGAAAACAGGAAAAUUUAAAAUUCAAUAAGUUCGCAGUGGGGCCAAGAACAUUCUGUUUCUAAGUUAGCUGUAAACAGUCUCCUGUCAUUUAAAGAAUUCAGGGGAUAAGUAUUGACUGAUAAUUUCCACGUGGUGUCUCUUCUGGAAGCCUGAGCCUGCAUUCCACCCUAGCUAGAAAGAUGUUCUGCUUGGAAGAAUUUUCAUUUUCCUUUCAGGUUUGGAUUGUUUGUUUAGUUGCUCGUUUUAACUUUCCACAACCAAAGUUCCUGUGUUUUUCACCAAGGGAAGAAGGUGCUGGUUUCUGUUAGAUUUUUUUACAAGUCCCAAGCAGUGGGAGUGCCCCACUGGUGCAUCCUAAAUGUACCUGGAACUGAGACAUUCACAUGUGUACAGCUGGAGUUGGGCUCUUGGUUUGUUUUGGGUUUUUGUUUUUUUAAACCAGGUUCAUGAAUUCAUAAUUUUGUGCUGCAAUUUUCUCUUUAUUCUGACGUCACCAGCUCUCAUCAAGCACUGGAAGCAAGAAGAAGGAUGGACAGAAAGACCCUGAUUGCCCCCAGCCUUUAAUUCCCUUGUACUGGGAGAGCUGAGCUCUGGGCACACUGUUGGGAGGGAGGGAGGGAAAUAUUGCUGAAGCAAGAUCAAGAAGUACCUGGAGAUAUUUUAUACAUUUUGGAGUUGUUUUUUUUUGCCAUUGGACCAGCUAAGACUGAAAAGUUUUGACUAGAUUUUAAAUCUGAUGCUUGAAUAAACAAAGACCAGCCCAGUAACAAAUCAGAAGUGAAUACAAAACAGAGAUUUAAUUCCUGCUGUGAACUGGCAGAACUGUGUUCACUCAGUGCCAGCUCACAUUCCUGGGGGACACAGAUCAAAAUCUAUUCCAUGAGGAAACCACUGUCCUCCCAAAGCUCUCCUGACUAAAAGCAGUAUUAUAUCAGUGUGAUGUCCUGAUAGCCAGAAGCACUUGCAUCCUGUCUUUGCCAUGUGUUUCGUUAUUUUGGGAUUUUUAAUUACUAAACUCCGUAGUUGGGUUUGUUUUUUUGUUUUGGUUUUUUUUUUUUUUUUUUACUUGGACAAAGUCAAUCCUGCCACCCAAUAACAUAGAUGGACGUUUUAACAAGAUAUGCCUAGUAUGCAUUGUAGACUGAAAGAAUGUAAUAUUUAUUUAUACCUGUUAUAUGAAU
Oenanthe melanoleuca is the source of this 3606-nucleotide messenger RNA. RefSeq names its product transmembrane protein 132C-like. Bases 24 to 1754 code for a protein of 576 amino acids. The record is from RefSeq and is a predicted model, not a curated record. NCBI's taxonomy places the organism in Eukaryota, Metazoa, Chordata, Aves, Passeriformes, Muscicapidae. The transcript is spliced from 4 exons.